GUUGACGUCAUUAGUGUACGUCGCAUGGAAACGCGCACGCUGUUUCGGUGACGAGCACACUGAUGUCAACGCGCCUGUGGCAAGAUGGCUGCCGAGGAUCUUCCGUCCGAGUUCGACGUCGUCAUUGUGGGCACAGGUCUGACGGAGUCGGUGGUGGCGGCAGCUUGUUCUCGAGCGGGACAAAAAGUUCUUCACCUGGACACGAGGAGUUACUACGCAUCCAAGUGGGCCAGCUUCACUUUUAACGCUUUGCUGACGUGGAUCAAGGAACAUCAGGAGCAGUCGGACAGCAAUGAGGUCCACGAUUGGUCCGGUCUGUUGCGGGAAGGGGAGGAGCCAAUCUGUCUGUUAAAUGCAGACUCCGCCUCCAUCAGGAAUUUGCAGGUGUUCUGUUCUACCAGUGAGGAGGAGGAGGAGGAUGAAGAAGAAGAGGAGGAGGUUCACUGCUGCGUAGAAGAAGAAGAAUCAUGUGCAGAGUCCAAGGAGCAAACAGCUGACGAGCGGCAAAGUGAAAAGAAAGAAGAAUCAUGUGCAGAGUCAACGGAGCAAACAGCUCACGAGCAGCAAAUGGAAAAAGAAGAGGAAUCAUGUGCAGAGUCAACGGAGCAAUUAGUUGACAUGCAGCAUAACAAAGAGGAGGAGGAGGAGGAGGGCGCACACGCAGAAAAGGAGGAGCCGGCUCCGCCACGCCGCCAGGAGACGGCCAACCAAUCAGAGCCCAGCAGGAAGAAGCUAACCUAUGCUCACCUGCUCAAAGAAGGACGCAGGUUCAACAUAGAUCUCAUCUCCAAGUUGAUGUACGCUCGCGGUUCAUUGGUGGAGCUGCUCAUCAAAUCCAACGUCAGUCGCUAUGCCGAGUUCAAAAAUGUCACCAGGAUCCUCACCUAUCGCCACGGCAACGUGGAGCAGGUGCCGUGCAGCCGGGCCGACGUGUUCGCCAGCCGCCAGCUGACGAUGGUGGAAAAGAGGAAGUUGAUGCGUUUCUUGGCUUCCUGUCUGGAGGAGAGGGAGGACGAGCUCGAGGUUUACAGCGGGCGACCGUAUUUGGAGUUCCUGCGUGACCAGCAGCUGGGCGACAACCUGGAGCACUUCCUGCUGUACUCCAUCGCCAUGGCGACGGAGCACACGCACACCCCUGCCGGCCUGGCCUCCACGCGUCACUUCCUGCGUUGCCUGGGUCGCUACGGCAACACGCCCUUCCUGUUCCCCGUGUACGGCCUGGGCGAGAUCCCGCAGUGCUUCUGCCGGAUGUGCGCCGUCUUUGGGGGCGUGUACUGCCUGAGGCAUCCAAUCAGCUGCCUUCUGCUAGACAAGAGCGCCAACAGAUGCACCACGCUGAUUGACGGCCACGGGCAGCGAAUCACAUGCAGCCAUUUUGUGCUGGAAGACAACUACCUGCCCGUACACCUGAAGAACCAGGCCACCCCCACCAGGUCUAUCUCCAGAGGCGUUCUCAUCACGGACCGCUCUAUCCUGCCCGGCGACAAGGAUCAGGUCUCCUUGGUAACCAUCCCUCCGGCGGAGGCGGGACUUCCCGCUGUGAGGAUGGUAGAGCUGUCGCCGUCCACCAUGACGUGCGCCCCGGGAACAUAUUUGGUCCACCUCACCUGUCAAUCACUACUGGGCUCCGCCUACGACGACCUGUCACCCGUGGUGACCAGGAUGUUUAACGCCACGCAGCCACAUGACCAAGGUCGGCGUCCCGGCGUCCUGUGGAGUUUCUACUUCAACAUGGACGUCGCCGCCGCCACCACAGAAGCGGACGGCGACCGCUUGCCAUCGAACGUGUACGUGUGCUCGGGGCCGGACAGCGAGCUGGGUCACGAGCACGCCAUCAAACAGGCCGAGUCCAUCUUCCACAAGAUCGUGCCCGACCAGGACUUCUGCCCUCCCGCGCCCAACCCCGAAGACAUCCUGUACGACGCCGAGGACACCCCUUACGACGCGGGCGAGCGGGACGAAGAUGAGGAGGCUACCCAAGGGUGACUCCAAAAAGAACGUGUACAGUAUUUACUUGAAGCCCACAGUGCAUCAUGGGAAGAAAAAAAGCCUUCAUUUUCUAUUUAUGUGAGCUCAAAGGAAUAAAAGCUUCUGCUAAACAAA
Molecule: messenger RNA, 2103 nt
Organism: Phyllopteryx taeniolatus (common seadragon)
Lineage: Eukaryota; Metazoa; Chordata; Actinopteri; Syngnathiformes; Syngnathidae
Gene: chm
Product: CHM Rab escort protein
Exons: 19
Coding region: 85-1986 (633 amino acids)
Biological process (GO): vesicle-mediated transport; intracellular protein transport; protein geranylgeranylation
Cellular component (GO): cytoplasm; Rab-protein geranylgeranyltransferase complex; nucleus
Molecular function (GO): GDP-dissociation inhibitor activity
Source: RefSeq, a predicted model, not a curated record